ACCGCCGGUCUCGUCAGAUUCGCUGACAGAAGGAGCAGUCGACGACCUCCCUCUAAACUACCCCGGCCCCAAAAUAAACACCGAGAGAAAACAGCGGAUCUUCCGCAGCGGGACGGGAAAUGGAUAACAGCAAACGGACCGUGGUCGUCACAGGUUUUGGGCCAUUUGGAGAGCACACCGUCAAUGCCAGCUGGGAAGCAGUGCAGGAACUGAAGAAACUUGGCCUGGGCAGUGAAGUAGACUUGCAUGUGUACGAGGUUCCUGUCGAGUACCAGACCGUCCAGAGUUUGGUGCCUUCGUUGUGGAAGCAGUAUCAUCCACAGCUGGUCGUCCACGUCGGAGUCUCAGGCAUGGCCACCACUGUCACGUUGGAGAAGUGUGGCAGAAAUCAUGGCUACAAGGGCCUGGACAACAGCAGCUUCUGCCCCGAUUCCCAGUGCUGCGUUGUGGGAGGCCCCGACUGCAUCAACUCCGUUAUUGACAUGGAAUCAGUCUGCAAGAGGGUGACGGCGUCGGGGCUGGGUGUAGCCGUGUCCGUCUCAAAAGACGCCGGAAGGUAUCUCUGUGAUUUCACCUACUACACGUCCCUGUAUCUGAGCCGCGGCCAUUCUGCCUUCAUUCACGUGCCUCCGCUCGGGAAGCCUUACAGCAGGGAGGACCUGGGCCGCGCCCUGCAGGCCAUCGUCCAGGAGAUGCUGGAGCUCCUGGACCAGGCCGAGGAGAAGAUCCACUGCCAGCAGCACUUCCACUAAGUGACCUCCAGACGCCGACCAGCCUCUCCAGCCCUCACCACACAAGAGAAAUUGCACUUAACCACAAGUAGCCAAACUUCUUCAAUUACUCUUAUUAUUAUUUUUUUUAACUGUUGUCUUUUUCGUGGACGCGAUGAGUCUUGAUUAUUCCUUAGCGUUGGGUCUUUCUAGUGUAUGUUUAUGUUCCUUUUUGGUAUCGGUUUCUCAGUUUAGUUACUUUUGAAUGUCUCCCAAUGGUGAGAAGAUAAAAAGGUGGGAGUCUGAAGACAACAUGUAAUGUAAAGCUUGUAUCCCAGUUCCAAGAAAUAUAAAACAUUUUGAGUUUGGAGUUUAAAAUACGGAGGUAAAAAAAAGCUAAGAAUACACCCAAGCAAUAUGUUGCUUGUUUGGCCCUGUGCAGAGCUGGUAUUAACAUGAAGAUAAUAAUUAUUAGUCACUGCCUUAAUGUUAGUUAUUAUAGAGACCUGUGCAAAGCAUAGAUUAUAACCUGGACUACCACCAUUAGUAAUAUCGAAGUAAUUAUUAUUUAAAUUAACACCUACAAGGACAAGAUCAUUUAAAAGGCUCACAUUACUUAUGAGCAGACAACACUUAAGGGGCUUUUUGGUUAAUGCCCUGUGUGUCUAUGCUUCUAAACCACUUCCAUGUGGUGUCCUCACCUCAGAUGCGUUCUGUCUUUGUUGUCUUCAUGUUAAAACCACGUCUAAACGGGAGCUAGUUGUUCACGAGCACAUACGAGUCUGUAACGGAGCAGAUUUUCCAACAUAUAACCCCAAGCGUGCCUCCUAUUAAUGCACCUUAUAGGGUUAGGGUUAUUGAAAUGGUUAUAGAAGGCACAUUUGGGGAAUCAUAAUGUUUCUUCUUAGUUUUCAAGUUGUACUUUUUAGUUUGUUAAAAAUGUUUCAGUUAGUGAGGUGGUUAAUUUACUUAACACAGCAUGAGUUUAAGUCGUUUAGCGGUGAACCUUGUUUACUUAUUUCUUUUGACUUCACGUAUGUUGAUCCACGUGCUCUAAAGCCUACCUGUGCUCUUCCACGUUUGAUGUUGAAUUGUUUCUGGAGUCCUUUUUUUUCUUUAUAAGAAGUUGUAAAUUUGCCUUCUUUUACAAAGGUUAUUUAAAUCAGGGAACGGGUUGGUUCCAGCUCAUAUUUCCCCAUUUUGUUUUCGAAUUCAGCCCAAUUCUGACAGAAAAAACCCUCCCAAAUUCACCCCACCUCUGAGAUCUGGCCCCAGGCUGUGCAAUGUUAUUUUACAGAUCUCACGCAUCGUAUUAAUAAGAAAAAUAAUAUUAAUAUUCUACCACUGCUGCACAACUGUUUGAAAAUGAAUAAUUUAACAACAAAAAAAUUUCUUUUUAAGGAAUUAACCGACACGUGAUCUCAAAUUCAGUUCAAGACCAGAUUUUUCUUUUUUUUUCAUGGUUGUGCAGCCCUCUGUCUUAUCACUUAAUUAAAGCUUUCCGUCGUUCCCUUCAUUGAAUCAGAUAAAGCUGCUUAUUUUAUCCAAGAAUUUGAUUUGAUGAUGUUGGACUCUUACGUUCAGUCAGAGUUGGGCCCUGGAUUUUUAUUUCUGUAGCACUUUCUCUCUCUUUUGUUUUUGUUUGUAUUUUAGUUUUACUCGGUCUGAACUUUGGACAGCGUCUCUCAAGCAAUGUGAAAUCCGUGUGUUUUAUAUUUUUGAUUUUCAGUCACUUAAACUUGAAAUAUGUAGCUUUUCCACACACACACACACACACACACACACACACAUUUUUAACCUUUUUCUCCCAGCAAAUCUAAUGCUGUAAGAUUUAUUGGUGCGUUGUGCUUUUUUUUUUCCUCAGCUUUACUUUGUUUUGACCUGUUUCAACAAAGCGCAUCCUUCAUUUUGUCUGUGACUGUUACACCCGCAUGAGUAUAUGCUCCGUUUUAUGGCUUUUUUUUAUCGGAUUGUCUUGAGGUUUUAUCGUGUGGAUGGCGGGUGUCUCCCUGAAUGCUGGCCUACACCAUCAAACGCAACAACAAUUCGAUCAAUAUCGAUACACAGGAUGAUUCAGAACCCUGUGUACCCUCACCAGAACUGUUUGUGGGAAACAUAGAUGUAGUUUUUAACUGUUGUAGUUAGUCUUAGGGGUACUGUUUAUGGUGUUGCAGCAUUGCGUUGGUGCCACUGGGUGAAUUCUCACACCGUUUUACAACAAAUUAGUAUCUGGGGGCACUGAGCAGAUCAUAAGCACAGUUUUCUCUUAGCUUUUGUCAUAAACUUUGAUUCAAACAUCUCUGCUGGGACUGAUCACCAGGUCCCAGCUUUUGAUUUUUACUUCUGUUACCGUUUGGCUACAUGAGUGCUGAGACGUGACAGAGUUUUUGUAAGAGCCGCCUUCAGAAUAUCUGCUCACAAGAGUGAAAGCCACAAGUUUACAUACGAGGUGACCUCUGACCCCGACUCUCCUGUGCCUUGCUGUUGUUCAUGUGUGCUGUGAAAAAAAAGGCCUUACCAGUGGGUCAGUUCAAAGAUGUGUUUCUGAUGCUGUCCAGUCAGAUGUGUGGCUACCUCAAAGAUCCUUUUUUUUUUUUUAUCUCGGUGUGUGCUCUGUACACUAACAUCAUGAUUUAUUGCAAUAUACUGUGUUUUAAGAAGAACCCUCUGAAGGUUUUCUUCUUUUGCUUGAGUAACAAAGCACUGUCAGAGUGAGUGAUGUCAGCUUUGUAAAAGGAAAGGCUUUGAAAUAAAGAAUAUUAAAAGAUUACAA
Mugil cephalus (flathead mullet) is the source of this 3483-nucleotide messenger RNA. RefSeq names its product pyroglutamyl-peptidase 1-like. The transcript is spliced from 5 exons. Bases 120 to 752 code for a protein of 210 amino acids. Gene Ontology annotation, biological process: proteolysis. Gene Ontology annotation, cellular component: cytosol. Gene Ontology annotation, molecular function: pyroglutamyl-peptidase activity. NCBI's taxonomy places the organism in Eukaryota, Metazoa, Chordata, Actinopteri, Mugiliformes, Mugilidae. The record is from RefSeq and is a predicted model, not a curated record.